AUGGCGCACUAUUCGUCCAAGACACCUAAGAGGCAUAUUGCGUGGUCAAACAGUCGAGCUAUCGGAUGGCUUGACCUAGGGAAGCUGUCCCGGUUUAAUUACAAAGCACCUGAAUACCAACAACACAAGACGGCGAAGGUGACCAUCAACAAAACAACUGGUAAGAAACAGUUCAGUGGGCAGCGAAAGCAGCUGAAAGAAAGCCAGCAUUAUCCCUACCGCUUUGGCCUUCGAGUGCUGAGGAUCCUGCCUAAAUUGCAGGCAGAUGGAUGCAAGACCUUCGAUCAAAUGCCGCGGAGGUACAACCCUCUCAAGAGCUACAUGGCCGAAUCCUUUGACGACAUGUGGGAGGAUGCCGGGGCUCCGGAGGUUCUUAGAUACAUCAGGGGCAACAAGUCCCUUGAGAUUCCGGCAAAGUGGAAACCACAUUUGCUCCCUGAAGACUUUUAG
Molecule: messenger RNA, 450 nt
Organism: Durusdinium trenchii
Lineage: Eukaryota; Dinophyceae; Suessiales; Symbiodiniaceae
Source: the annotation of a GenBank genome assembly